CACACAAAAACACAUCUACUUGUUGGAUAGGAUUUUUAGAUUUGGCCUUCUUCAACCAACAAAAAAAUACGUUCAUAUUUAACAAAACAAAUAUUGGUUCCAAGGGGAGGAAAGGCUAGAGUGUAGAUACAUAUAUGGAAUUAUUACUUAGUAGUUUAUCUGUUUUCCAAUGAUUGAGUUGUCUUGCCUUAUAUUUGGCUAGUAUUUCUGUUAACAAGUGAAGUUAAGUAGUGCUCUAGUACUGAGUCUUCAAGAUGAAGCCUAUAGAAAAUGGCAAUACCGUUAACAUCAACUAUCAAAAUAGCUGGUUAGGCUUCUCCCUCUCCCCACAAAUGAUCAAUAUAGGUGUUCCUUCACACCUUCAUCAGACACAGCCUUCACCCGCAGCUGUUGAAACUGUUCCACCAAGCUUUUAUCAUCAUACACCUCUCCAUAGCUAUGGCUCUUACUAUGGACUGGAAGGUGAACACGUUGGAUUGAGUUCAUCCUUGCCUAUCAUGCCCCUUAAAUCCAAUGUCUCUCUCUCUGGAAUAGAAGCUCUGAGUAGAUCACAAGCACAAGCAACGAUAACUACUUCAGCAAUGCAUCCAAGGUUAAAUAAUAUGCUUUACAACCAGCUCUUAUGCCAUGGACUAAACAAUCCAAACAACUUAAAUCACAUUCAAGAGAAUAUCAGCCAGCAACAAUUCUCGUAUUACUCUACCUUAAGAAACCAUGAUAUGAUUUUAGAAGGUUCCAAGCACCAGCUCCCAUGUAUAGCUGAAGAUGAAAAUCCGGGUUUGAAGAGUUGGUUCUCAAGGGACUUCCCUGCUAGACAUGGAGAAGAAUCAAGGAUGAUUGUUCCUUUGGAGGACAAUAAUGGAGGCGAAUCUGGAUCCAUUGGAUCAAUAACAUAUGGGGAUUUGCAUUCAUUGAAUUUGUCUGUGAGUCCUACCUCAGGAUCAAGCUGUGUUACAAGUUCACCUGCUAUCACUAAUACUGUUGCCACUGAUACCAAGAAAAGGGGGCUUCAAAUGGUGGACCAGAAUCAGAAGCAAAUAGGUCAUAGGAAAUCCAUAGAUACCUUUGGGCAAAGAACAUCUCAAUAUAGAGGUGUAACAAGGCAUAGGUGGACUGGUAGAUACGAAGCUCAUCUAUGGGACAACAGCUGCAAGAAAGAGGGCCAAGGAAGGAAAGGAAGGCAAGUUUAUCUAGGGGGUUAUGAUAUGGAAGAAAAAGCUGCAAGAGCUUAUGAUAUGGCCGCACUCAAGUAUUGGGGACCCUCCUCCCAUAUAAAUUUCCCUUUGGAAAAUUAUCAAAACGAACUUGAGGAAAUGAAGAACAUGACGAGACAAGAAUAUGUAGCUCAUUUACGAAGGAAAAGCAGCGGAUUCUCAAGAGGGGCCUCCAUGUACAGAGGAGUAACAAGGUCUCACAGGCUAGCAUUUACACAGCACCACCAACACGGAAGGUGGCAAGCUCGAAUUGGAAGAGUGGCUGGAAACAAAGAUCUAUAUCUUGGAACCUUCAGUACCCAAGAGGAAGCAGCUGAAGCCUAUGACAUUGCUGCUAUUAAAUUCAGAGGAGUUAAUGCUGUUACAAACUUUGAUAUAACAAGAUAUGACGUGGAAAGAAUUAUGGAGAGCAAUAACCUUCUUAGUAGUGAACAAGCUAAGCGGAAAAGAGAGAUGGAUGAUGGAACUAGAAGCGAGGCUACAGUUAACCAAAAACCUUGUACUACUCAAGAAACCGUUCUGAUGCAGAAAAGAUGCAGAAGCCAAUCAGAAUGGAAGAUGGUUCAGUAUCCAUCCUCCCAACAGCUUGAUCAGAAUCCACAAAGAAUUGAGUGUAGUAGAACUGAGUCCUUGUCAACUGCUUUAGAUAACAUGUUUCAUCACCAAGUUGAGGAAUCGAGUAACAUGGGAACACACUUGUCAAAUCCUUCUUCUCUGGUGACAAGUUUGAGUAGCUCAAGAGAAGAGAGCCCAGAUAAGACAAGCUUGCCAAUGCUCUUUGGAAUGCCUUCAACAGUGUCCAAAUUAUUGGCUGACGUGGAUUCUUUGGAUCUAUCUUCCAAUCUCAGGCCUUCGCUUUCUAUUCCUCAGAUGCCAAUUUUUGCUGCUUGGACCGAUGCAUAAUCCUAUGUUUUUUUACCUCCAUCAAAAUGGCAAAAGCUUGUUUUGAAUGCUUGUUUACUAAACCAGGGUGUGAAUUUCCAGCUAGUACAAUAGGGAGCUUGUGCCCAUGUUUAAAAUGUUAACUGUUACAUUAAACAUUUUCCUCGUACGAUGAGAGGAAAACUCCUAAAGUUUAGUGUAUCGCUUAGCACUCCAAAUUCGCAUCAUCAAUUUUUCGGUGUUAGAAUCUUAUCUAAAGGUUAUUUUGAACCUUAACUAAUUCUAAUCAUGUUUAAUUAGUGUCA
Molecule: messenger RNA, 2401 nt
Organism: Glycine soja
Lineage: Eukaryota; Viridiplantae; Streptophyta; Magnoliopsida; Fabales; Fabaceae
Product: AP2-like ethylene-responsive transcription factor ANT
Exons: 9
Coding region: 255-2117 (620 amino acids)
Biological process (GO): regulation of DNA-templated transcription
Molecular function (GO): DNA binding; DNA-binding transcription factor activity
Source: RefSeq, a predicted model, not a curated record